Spodoptera frugiperda (fall armyworm) is the source of this 412-nucleotide messenger RNA. RefSeq lists its product as uncharacterized. Bases 48 to 368 code for a protein of 106 amino acids. Lineage: Eukaryota; Metazoa; Arthropoda; Insecta; Lepidoptera; Noctuidae. The record is from RefSeq and is a predicted model, not a curated record. The transcript is spliced from 2 exons.
UAAAAAGGUAGGUUUGUUAUUGAUUUCAUUCAAAUAGAUAUCUCAAGAUGGCUUCCGUUCGUAGCGUUCUAGUUCUGGUAGUGCUGUGCAUCUUAGCUGGUGUAUACAGCCAGGCCACCGACGAAGAAGUACCGAUCAAUGCUGAUGAACUGGAAAACAUCAUAGAUGAGGCAGAAAUCAAAUCGAACAGUGGCAAUACUUGGGUCCCAUGUGACUUCUCCGGCGUUUCAACAGAGUCCUGUUACGACUGUAAUACUAGAAUCAUCUGUAAGAAAAUCGGUGGCCUGUUGCUUGAAUGCCCAAAGAACUUUGUACCUUAUUGCAAUGAAGGCAAGUGCUCCAAUGAACCUACUCCUGAAUGUGCUUAAUAAAUGUAAUUUUCUCUUGAAUAAAUGAUACUUUACUACAAAAA